AUGCUGCACCACGCUGCUUUCUUAUUGCACUGCCUCCCACUGGUCAUGGGACAAUAUGACCUCUGCAAAUCCUGGGUAACCACUGACGACGGGCCAAUGUGGGAGUUCUACGCCUGCCAACCGAAGGCUGUGCAGAUGAAAGACUACGUGACCGUGAAAGUGGAUCCAUCUGAGAUCACCUGUGGGAACCCCCCAGAGAGAUUCUGCACUCACGAGAACCCGUACAUGUGCAGCGAUGAGUGCGACGCAUCCAAUCCUGACCUGGCCCACCCGCCAAAGCUGAUGUUCGACAAGGAAGAGGAGGGCCUGGCAACUUACUGGCAGAGCGUGACCUGGAGUCGCUACCCGGAGCCCUUGUUGGCCAACAUCACACUUUCUUGGAACAAGAGCAUCGAGCUGACGGAUGACAUUGUCGUGACUUUUGAGUACGGUCGCCCCACUGUCAUGAUGCUGGAGAAGUCCUUGGAUAACGGCAGGACUUGGCACCCCUAUCAGUACUACGCGGACGACUGCAUGGAAGCCUUCGGCAUGCAAGCAAGGCGGGUCAGGGAACUCUCCGCCACCAGCGCCAACAGAAUCAUCUGCACAGAGGAAUAUUCCCGCUGGGCGGGUUCCAAGAAGGAGAAGAACGUUCGCUUUGAGGUGAGGGACCGUUUUGCCAUUUUUGCUGGGCCAGAUCUCAGAAACAUGGACAACCUAUAUACAAGGCUGGAAAGUGCCAAGGGUCUGAAGGAGUUCUUCACUGUGACAGACUUGCGGAUGAGGCUCUUGAGACCAGCACUCGGGGGCACCUAUGUGCAAAGGGAGAACUUGUACAAAUACUUCUAUGCUGUUUCCAACAUCGAAGUCAUUGGCAGGUGUAAAUGCAACCUUCAUGCCAACCUAUGUACCUUCAAAGAGGGCAGCCUCCAGUGCGAGUGUGAGCACAACACAACCGGGCAGGAUUGUGGCAGGUGCAAGAAGAACUUCCGCAGCAAGUCAUGGCGGGCUGGCUCCUACCUGCCUCUUCCCAACGGCUCUCCGAAUCUCUGCUUGCUCCCGGCUGUUAGCAGCAAGGGCAAUUGUGAAUGCUACGGCCACUCCACCCGAUGCAGCUUCAUCGACUUUCUGAACCUGGUGACCUGCAUCAGCUGCAAGCACAACACGCGGGGCCAGCAUUGCCAGCACUGCCGGCUGGGCUACUACCGGAACAGCUCUGCAGAACUUGACGAUGAGAAUGUCUGCAUAGACUGCAACUGCAACCGAAUCGGCUCAGUGGCCAACCGCUGCAAUGACACUGGCUACUGCGAUUGCAAGGAAGGCGUCACGGGGCCCAAGUGUGACGACUGCCUGCCCAGCUACUACUGGAGACAGGGCUGCUUCCCAAAUGUCUGCGAUGACGAGCUUUUGCUUUGCCAGAACGGAGGCACCUGCUAUGAGAACCAGCGCUGCCUCUGCCCACCAGGCUUCAAGGGGGUCCUCUGUGAGCAAUCCAAAUGUGACGGGGAGCACAAGGACUGUGACGGGGCCUCCAGCACGUCCCUCAGCCCGGCAGCCUUCCUUCUCAGUUCUCUUGCCCUGCAGCUGCGACACUGGAGGGACCUUUGAAACCACCAACGGGAGAGCUCGAAGGACAUGAAAAGCCUCCAGAGAGGACCUGGAGGGAAAGGGGAGGGGGACACACUGGAGGGCCCCCACUGCUGCCAGGCCCCCCCCCCCAGCCUCUUUUCCUAGCUUACAGAAAACAGCAAAGAGGAAACAAGGGGUCAAGUCUGCUGCCCAAGUUGUUGAGGACCCUGUCUGGAUGGGGCUGCUGUGCUGCAGAGACCACGCUCAACAGACCUAUCAGGGGAAGGAGCAACUGACUCCAAGUUGGGGGUGCAGAGAACUCGUGUUGCUUCCUCCUCUCUUUCUAGUGGUGACCGUUGUGUCUCUCCACUUUGCACAGGGGGCAGGGAAGUCUGCCAAAAACAUGCCAAGCAUUUAGGGUCUCUGCUAUUUUCUGUCCUCUUUUUUUCUUCCUCCUUCAGUCUGUCGUUUUGGAAGAAUCACUCCCAACAGGGACUGGCAGCUAACGAAGCCACAGACACUUCUUGCAAGACUAUUUUCCACCUUGCAAUAUUGGCCCACUCUAGCUAGCCCAGACUUAAAUUAUAUUGUUGCCUACAAAUCAAAUUGCUGAAUUUGUUAAGUUUUAUAACUUCUUAUUCCUUGGUUGCAAGAUUUCAGUUUUCCGUUUCUUGCCCUUGAGACCUGGACGAAAGGAGGCCGCUUUGUGUCGCGCCAACAUGUAACGUGUUAUCCAAGCUUUGCCGUAGAAUUUACGGUUCAGACAUUUUUUUGUAGAGAAUUAUUUUUGUUUGAAUUAUAAAUGUUCUAAAGAAAAAAAAGAUUAACAAUCACAGCCUCUAAAGAGAC
Molecule: messenger RNA, 2397 nt
Organism: Eublepharis macularius
Lineage: Eukaryota; Metazoa; Chordata; Lepidosauria; Squamata; Eublepharidae
Gene: NTNG2
Product: netrin G2
Exons: 7
Coding region: 1-1587 (528 amino acids)
Source: RefSeq, a predicted model, not a curated record